This is a messenger RNA of Girardinichthys multiradiatus, 1628 nucleotides long. RefSeq names its product arginine/serine-rich protein 1 (gene rsrp1). Lineage: Eukaryota; Metazoa; Chordata; Actinopteri; Cyprinodontiformes; Goodeidae. The coding region runs from base 240 to 1085 and encodes 281 amino acids. The record is from RefSeq and is a predicted model, not a curated record. The transcript has 4 exons.
CCGCAGUCUCGCCGUCAUUCGAGUGACGACGACCGGAGGUUCAACAUCGAAGGAGAAGUUUUUCUUCGUCAUUUCGAAAUCUUUAGCUAGAUAACACUAUAUUUGAUAUUCUUUCAGUCCUAUCUUUAUAUUGAUACUUUGUGAAACUCAUUUUGAGGAGUUUUCUACAUAGCUGUCGUUGCUUUUUUAAGAAGACCUAGCAGCUACAGUCGAACUGCCGUCGACAGAAAAGCUCGACUAUGGCUACACAGGUUGACUCUCACUCUGAUAUGGCACACGCUCGCCAAAGCGACGGCAUCAAUGUGAUCUUCGAUCAGAAAAGCCCAGGUUCUUCUCGAUCUCGCUCAAGAUCCGUUAGCAGCACCGCCAGCAGCCAGUCCACUGGUUCCGGCUACAGGCGAGAAAUCCGCCGGGGGCGCUACAGGUCUUCGUCCCGGUCAUCUUCAUCAUCAUCUUCUAGGAGCAGGUCCUCCUCUCGCUCCGGGUCCCGUUCCAGGUCCCGCUCCUACCCUCGCUGCCACAGACGUUCUUCCUGCUGUCGAUGUGAUGACCACCGCAGUUAUGGCGGCGACCGAUACCGUCGUUCCCCACCCCGGCGCUACAGGGCACACUCUCGCUCCUAUAGCCGGUCCCCAUCCCGCCGCUAUAGGGGAGGUUCUCGCUCCUACAGCCGAUCCCCACCACGCCGCUACAGGGUUCAUUCGCGCUCCCCCUCUUCAGAUAGAUAUUCCCGCCAUCGUAGAAACUACAGGUCCAGGUCCCGUUCUUGGUCUCCAGUAAGCUGGAGCAGGUACAGGAGACCAGUAAGCCAGCUGAGAUGCAGAUUCUCCCGCUCCCCUUCCAGGACCUACAGGGGGCGAUCACGAUCCAGGUCAUCCGGACGCUCUGUUAGUUUAAGCGUGCAUGACAAAAGGGAACUCCUGGAAGUAGCCAAGGCCAAUGCUAUGCGAAUGCUUGGAGUGGAGAAGCUGGACCUUCCUGAAAGUGUGAAGCCUAUCCUGUCAGACAAGCCAGAGGCCAGAGGAUCUUCCCCUGAGCCGUUCACAAGGGUGAGGCAUGGCUCCCAAAAAAUAGAGAUAACAUGACAGUGGUCUCCUUCACUCAUCGGCACCUGGGAUUAAAAGGCUGUCAUGUGACUUGGGUGACAACCAUAUUUGUUUGCGUUGACAUGUUAUUUGACUCUUUACAUGUGUAACUGUGUUAAUACAUGGAAUUGGCACGUACAGAUCACCUUAUACUUCAAUCCAGAUACAUACAUAUGCUUAUUACACACAAGCAUUAAGAUAUUUUAGUUGGGUGUUAGUUUUGUGCCAUUACAAUGUAUUUAUGCUUUCAGAUGAAAUGGGUUAUUGUUACUUAGCAGAAUCUGCCACUCGCUGAAGGAGCACAGGUGUGUGGACUGCAUUAAAAUGACAAUUCCUGUCAAGAGAACUCUUCUCCAUAUCCUAAAGAUAAGUUGGUACACAAGAUGUGUGCGGAGGGGCUGGGGAACCUGUGCCUUCACUGUUCCAUCACUCUCCCAGUUAAAAACAAACAAACUACUUUGUAUAUUUUUAUUUUAUAAAGCUUCAAGGACUGUCCCUUAUAUAAAUUUGAAGUAAUGAAGGGGCUGCAUUUUGAAAGUGCCA